AUGGUAUUGAUAUGGGGCGACUCAGGGUGGUCAACCUUCUUAAAGAACUCUGAGGAAGUUAGUUCUACGCGAGUUGCACUACUUGAUGUAGUGCUGGUGAAAGCAGGGCUACUUGGCCGAGCAGGAGAUGAGACUGGUGAUGAGGACACAGGCUCCAUUAGCCUGGCGCUAUGUCCCAACUGCAAAUUGGGGGAAUAUCCAUCCAUCGAGGCGCUUAUCUCACAUCUCAAUUCUCCAUCUACUUUAUUCAAUCAAAGUGCUGUCACUGGUACCUGUCACCUGCAAUCCGGAUACGUCUAUGGUGUCAGUAGAAAUAUGCUGGAUAAAUUGGAAGACGAUCAAUAUGCACAUCGACGGAAGAUAAAUCAUUAUUACCCUUUCCAUGAUGAAGGCGAAUGGGAAUUAGGGAUGUUUUUGGUGGAAAACCUCACUCAAACCCAAAUAACCAAGUUCUUAAAGUUGAAAUGGGUAAAUGACGGAUAUCGAUCUAAGCUACCCUCUUUCACCACGAAAGACCACCUCCUGGACUGGAUGGAUUCACUACCUUCUUUUGCCCCGUGGAAAGUCUCCAAACUAGCAUUUAAGGGCUAUAAGACUGUCCGUCCCGUGGAGCUCGUUUGGCACGAUGUGCUAGAGGUCGUGAAGCAACUAUUCAGUGACCCAACUUUUGCGAACCACAUGACCUUCAAUCCCUACGUCGCUAAUGUCAAAAAUCAACGUGAAUACGGAGACUAUAUGAGUGCCGAUAUGGCAUGGAAAAUUCAGGACCAUCUCCCGUUUGGUGCGACUCAAGUCCCAAUAAUCUUGGGAUCUGAUAAAACACCCAUGCACCCGGUCUUCGUCACCAUCGGUAACAUUGAUUCUGAGUUCCGCGUUCACACAGAUUACCAGUCUAUUCUCCAGGCCAGGCUGUGGCACAAAUGUAUGGACCUUGUUUUCACCAACCUCAAGGUUGCAGCAAAGGAUGGCUGCUUCAUGCCUGAUCCUUCCCGCUAUAUUCGCCAUGUGUUUACGCCACUCGUCGCUCAUGUGUGCAACCUACCGGAGGCUACUAUGAUUGCCACAGUUGAUCCCUGGGAUCUCGACAAGUUCCAGAAAGCGGCCAAAGCCGUUAAUCUAUCUGGAGUUCACAUGCCAUACUGGCGUGAUUGGAUGUUUGUGUGUCCGUCCGUUUUCCUCGCUGGUGAGGUGUUGCACACCUGCCAUAAGUUUUUCGUGGACCAUCCACUGAAAUGGAUCAAAGAAGCUCUAGGAGAUUAUGAGCUCGAUACCUGCUUCAUGGUCCAGCACAAACGAGUCGGAACGCGCCACUUCGCAAAAGGUAUCACACACGUUAAUCAAAUGACAGGCCACGAGCAUAGAGACAUUCAACGCACUAUCGUUGCGUCGAUUGCAGGGGCCGUUCCACCCAGAUUCGUUCAUACAAUCUGUGCCCUUGUAGACUUCUUUUACCUCGCACAAAAUCUGGUUCACUCCCCUGAAUCACUUCAGUCAAUGGUUCAAGCACUUUCGGAUUUCCACUCUUUCAAGGAUGCUAUCAUCCAGGCCGAGGCAAGGAAGGGGAAGAAGGGCGUCAAAGAAGAUUUUUUCAUUCCCAAACUCGAGCUUCUGCAAAGCUUCAAUGGUACGAUUCAGAAAUUAGGCACUUUGAUGCAGUUCUCCGCUGAUGUGACGGAGCGGUUACUCAUCACACACUACUUUAUGGAGCAGUGCGUACGGAUUCUUAACUGCCAAGAGUCUAUGGAAAUGUUUGGCCUGUACAUGCUCUUAACUUCUCGCGGGGCGUCACUAGUUAAUGCGAUAUACGCCAAAGAUGAAGAUGUAACAAUUGCCAAUCCCGCACUCUCCUGGGGUAUUCUCUCUGGAGAUGCACUCACUGCUUUUCAACUCAAUAUCACGCCUGAUUACAAAUCGCUAUCAUCGUCUGACAUACGCACGAAAUAUGCACUCUUUGGCUUUGAGCGUGCGCUCGCCGAAUUCAUUUGUAGUUCCCCCCUUUCUAGUGGUGAAAAUUCUUGCUGGGACCCCAAGUAUGGGCGCUUCCAGGUAUGGCACAAAUUCCGAUUGCAACUUCACUCGGCCUUCCAGCCGCGAGUCAUCAUGCCUAGUCGCGUGGUGCAAGCAUACCCACCGAGCGAUGAUUUUCCCUUUGGAAAUUGUGAUACUGUUCUCGUGGACACCACAGGCAUUGAUGGCAAAACCACGAGUUGCAUUGCGCAGGUUCGACUCAUUUUUCAACCAACGGUUCGACGAGGUUCCAACCUGGAACUACCAUCGUGUCUCUCAGACCCACUUCUCUACGUCCAAUUUUUCCACUUUAUUUCCAGCCCUGAUGAUCGUCCCGAACUCGCAAUGUGGACCAUGGAGCGCACAUACACACAGGAGGAAAACGGUAAUCACUGUAGGAAGGGGGCUGUCAUACGAGUGACAGACGUGAUGCAUGCGGUUGAGUUGAUACCAGUUUAUGGUGAAGCAGUGGCCAAUAGCGUGUCCUCUGCGACUUCUUUGGAACGCUAUGAGCGUUUUUUCCUGAAUAACUUCGCAGACAAGGAGAGUUAUCACACAUUCAGUACCGAGUUUGUAUAG
This is a messenger RNA of Suillus discolor, 2586 nucleotides long. RefSeq lists its product as uncharacterized. Lineage: Eukaryota; Fungi; Basidiomycota; Agaricomycetes; Boletales; Suillaceae. The record is from RefSeq and is a predicted model, not a curated record. Bases 1 to 2586 code for a protein of 861 amino acids. The transcript has 11 exons.